AUGACGGUACAUACUAAGAACGAAGCCUUGAUGUGCAAGGUUUUUCCGUCCAAUUUGGAGCCUGUGGCGAUGAGGUGGUUUGAUGGUUUGAGGUUGCAACCAUCUCUCUCUCUCUCUCUCUCUCUCUCUCUCUCUCACAUAGAUAAUAUGGAAGCUCACAAAUUGAGAGGUGUUAUGUAUGGGCUAGCAGUAGUAGUCCCAGUGAUAAUGUUGCUUCAAAACCUAGUGUUGGGUGCAACAGAUGAGUGUGUUUAUUCGGGUAUCAUAAACCUUGGAGACUCGAAUUCUGACACAGGAGGUUCAUCAGCAGCAUUUGGACAAGCCCCAUAUCCACAUGGAGAGACCUUUUUCCAUGCCCCUGUUGGUCGCUUAUGUGAUGGCCGUCUCAUCAUUGAUUUUAUAGCUGAGAGCCUAGGACUACCAUAUUUGAAUGCUUUCCUUGAUGCUGUUGGAUCCAACUUCACUCAUGGGGUCAACUUUGCUACUGCUGGAUCCAUCAUAUUACCCCAAACUAGAACUCUUAAGCAAAGUGGUUUUAGUCCUAUCUCUUUGGAUGUUCAGUGGGCUCAAUUCAAUGAUUUCCAUCGUAGAACCCAAAUUUUUUGUCAAAAAGAAAGCAUUUUUCAGGAAUUAUUGCCCAAGCCAGAAUUAUUUUCUCGUGCUUUAUAUACAAUCGAUAUUGGUCAGAAUGAUUCGACAUCAUCCCUUUUCCUUAACAAGUCUACCGAUCAAGUUAAAGCAGUUGUUCCUGUAAUUAUGGAUCAGUUCAAAAAUAUCGUUAAGGAUAUAUAUGGUCAAGGAGAAAGGUCAUUCUGGAUACAUAAUACGGGUCCCGUUGGUUGUUUGGCGUACGUAUUGGUACGACUGCCAGUCGAAGCCGAACAAUUGGACCAUUUUGGAUGUGCAACUCCUUUCAAUGAUCUUGCUCAACAUUUCAAUAGUAAAUUAAAAGAAGCUGUUGUUCUACUUCGAAAGGAUCUUCCACUUGCUGCAUUCACCUAUGUUGAUGUUUACUCGGUGAAGUACAAUCUCUUUACUCAAACAAAGAAACUUGGGUUUAAGGAAUCACUGAAAACUUGUUGUGGUUAUGGAGGCAAGUUAAACUACGACAAGGAUGUGGUAUGUGGAGCGACUAAAAAGGUGAAGGGCAAAGAAGUUUUAGUGGCGAAAGCAUGCAAAGAUCCAUCAGUUUGGAUUAACUGGGAUGGUUUCCACUACACUGAGGCCGCUAACAAAUAUGUUUUUGAUCAAAUAGUUGGUGGUUCAUUUUCUGAUCCACCCAUUCCAGUCAAAUUGGCCUGCCAUAGGCAUUAA
Molecule: messenger RNA, 1314 nt
Organism: Quercus lobata
Lineage: Eukaryota; Viridiplantae; Streptophyta; Magnoliopsida; Fagales; Fagaceae
Product: GDSL esterase/lipase At3g26430-like
Exons: 6
Coding region: 1-1314 (437 amino acids)
Molecular function (GO): hydrolase activity, acting on ester bonds
Source: RefSeq, a predicted model, not a curated record